UGGCCGAGGUUGGAGUAGCCAGGAGGAAGGCAUGGCCUGCCGUUGAGAAAUGCUUGAUGAAGUUUUCGAUUAUCAUGGAUUUAUCCGUGGUGACCGUGUUACCUAGCCUCAGUGCAGUGGGCAGCUGGGAGGAGGUGAUCUUGUUCUCUAUGGACUUGUCCCAAAACCUUUUGGCGUUAGAGUUACAGGUUGUACAUUUCUGUUAGGAAAGCAAAGGCAAGCUUUUUUAAACUUCCCUGAACAGUUGCAUAUCGCGGGGACUAUUCAAUGCGAUUGCAGUCCGCCACAGGAUGUUUUUGUGCUUGUCAAGGGCAGUCAGGUCUGGAGUGAACCAAGGGCUAUAUCUGUUCUUAGUUCUGCAAUUUUUGAACGGGGCAUGCUUAUUUAAGAUGGUGAGGAAAUUACUUUUAAAGAACGACCAGGCAUCCUCGACUGACAGGAUGAGGUCAAUGUCCUUCCAAGAUACCUGGGCCAGGUCGAUUAGAAAGCCCUUCUCGCAGAAGUAUUUUGGGGAGCAUGUGACCGUAAUGAGGGGUGGCCGUUUGACCGCGGAUGCAGGCAAUGAGGCAGUGAACGCUGAGAUCCUGAUUGAAAACAGCAGAUGUGUAUUUGGAGGGCAAGUUGGUCAGGAUAAUAUCUGAGGGUGCCCGUGUUUACGGAUUUAGGGUUGUACCUGGUGGUUUCCUUGAUAAUUUGUGAGAUUGAGGGCAUCUAGCUUAGAUUGCAGGACUGCUGGGGUGUUAAGCAUAUCCCAGUUUAGGUCACCUAACAGAAUGAACUCUGAAGAUAGAUGGGGAGCAAUCAAUUCACAUAUGGUGUCCAGGGCACCGCUGGGAGCUGAGGGGGUCUAUAACAUGCGGCAACAGUGAGAGACUAAUUUCUGGAGAGAUUCAUUUUAUUAAAUUAGAAGCUCGACCUGUUUGGGCAUAGACCUGGAAAGUAUGACAGAACUUUGCAAGCUAUCUCUGCAGUAGAUUGCAACUCCUCCCCCUUUGGCAGUUCUAUCUUGAUGGAAAAUGUUGUAGUUGGGUAUGGAAGUCCCAGAAUUUGAUGGCCUUCUUAAAUCAGGAUUCAGACACGGCUAGGACAUCGGGUUGGCGGAGUGUGCUAAAGCAAAGAGUAAAACAAACCUAGGGAGGAGGCUUUUGAUGUUAACAUGCAUGAAACCAAGGCUUUUUUGAAAUACAGAAGUCAAAAAAUGAGAGUGCCUGGGGACACGCAGGGCCUGGGUUAGCCUCCACAUCACCAGAGGAACAGAGGAGUCGUCGGAUGAGGGUACGGCUAAAGGCUUGCAAAACUGGUCGUCUGGUGCGUUGGGGUCAGAGAAUAAAGGAGCAGAUUUCUGGAUGUGGUAGUAUAGAUUCAGGGCAUAAUGUGCAGACAAGUAUGGUGGGGUGCGGGUACAGUGGAGGUAAGCCGAGGCACUGAGCAAUAGAUGAAACAGGGAAGCCGCUAGGUAGUUACUACGCUAGCACGCGGGAGACACAGCGUUUAAAGUUAGCAGUCAGGGGUAAGGAGAAGCGUCUGCUCCGUCGUCCAGCAAAGGCCGGUUGAAGGCACAGUUGAUGUAAUUACGUCUGCGGACCAGUCGUGGUGGUACGGCGGGGCGCUGUGUCGACUAAGGGACCGGCCAGAUGGCGAAAGAGGUACUGUAGUUGUGGGAAUUUCGUUGUGGGAAUAGCUGCUGGCUACUUUUUGAUGAAAGUUUUGGCUAUAGGGUCUAAGAGAAAAUUGCGUAUUCGUGUCACAAUGAGUGAGGCGGAUUACUGGAAGGUAUAUAAAAUACAAAAAGUAAACGAGAGGACAACAAACCACGUCUGCACUGCUACGCCAUCUUGGUGUCUAGUUUGAGACACCAAUGCCUCAAGUCCUCAACUGGCAGCUUCAUUAAAUAGUACCUGCAAAACACCCGUCUCAACGUCAACUGUGAAGCGGCGACUCAGAUGCUAGUUUUCUAGGCAGAAAAGGUCAUGUAUGCAAACAAUAGGCCAUAAUUGAUUUUUGGCCCAAUAGGCCUGGCAUAUUCCCACUUUCAAAGAUCUUUUCUGUUUUGAUUGGGUAAUUUAGCCUAAAAACCUUUUUAGGGCUACCUAUAGAACAAUAACUUGCCUGGCAAGAGUGGCCAAAAGGGUGUUUAGUGUCCCCAGUGGCUCUGCAAGUGUGGAGAGUCUUUUCUCCCCAGCUGGCUGGCUCUCCAGUCACCAUCGCGUGAGCCUGAAGCCCCACUCUGGCCAAACUCAUGUUUCUAAAAACAAAACUUUUUUUUAGUUUGACUUAAAAGGAAAUACAAAUUAGUCACAGCCUAUGUGCUGUUUAUAGACUAAUGAUUUAAUUCAACAAAAUGUUUAAAUGCUGAGCACUUUGUCCCUACCAGCCUAUUAUGUCACACUCAAAUGCUUCACAAUUUAUUCCUUUGUAGGCUAUAGCCUUGAAAUAAUGAAAAUAUAGCCUAAAUUAAUUUUCGUUCCUUGGGUUCCCUGUCUGGCUCCUGACAUAUUUAGUAUUUUCUGUUUAAUGACAUGUAUCCUAUUUGAAAUGAGUUCUUCUUACAUUCACCUUUUCAUGUUUAUUAAAAUACUUUUCAUUAAUCAUAUGGUUUGGGUUCUAUACUUCAAAACCAAAUUGGUAGGUCCAAGUAGUUAAAAAAUAAAUUGGUGUUGGUUCAAUUGUGAUUUUAAUGAAUGGAGCGAAUUUGGGGCAGCAGUUUUCCUGUGAGCGAGAGUUGGAAAGGUGGAGCGCCUGAGCGGUGUGCAAGCAACGCUCCUUGAGUGAUGAGCGGGAUGUCAGACCGCUCAACUCCGCUCACAUACUCUGGUCUCAUGCAAAUUUUAGAUUACUGGCAUGACAGACCUAGGCCCUUGGUGUAACUGGCCUGGCUGUGAGUCUAUUUUGACAGCUGCAGGUAAUGGGAGUGUUGUAGCUUGGUUUGCAUUUCCUGGUGUAGAUAUCAUAGCCCUAAGACUUGCUCAGUUCUUUCUCUUUUCUGCCUGCUGCAGAAUCAAAGUCUGGGACCUUAUUCAGGGUGAAGUGGUCAGCACAUAUAAUGCUCACUCGAAGCCAGUCACUUGUGUGUCCUGCAAUCCGUCCGAUGACUCCCUCUUCCUCUCAUGUGGCCAGGAUGGUCGCUUGUUGCUUUGGGACAGGAGGAAACCCACCAAACCAGCCUCUAGAUUAGACGUAGAGCCCAGCUGUUGUCCUACAUCAGUAGCCUGGCAUCCCCACCACAGGACCACAAUCGCCUACGGUGACGAGCUGGGACGAGUGACACUGAAGGACUUUCAGGGAACAGAGCCUGGCCAGACACAGAGCACCCACAGCCGCAGGGUCUCCGGCCUAGCCUUCUCAUCACACAGUGCCCCCUUGCUUGCCUCAAUCAGUGAUGACUGCACUGUUGCUGUGAUGAACUCUGCGCUUAAGGAAACGUUGAGAGACAAGAGGCACCAGGACUUUGUUCGGGGUGUCUGCUGGGCCCCUGGCGGUUCUGACACACUGACCACUGUGGGCUGGGACCACCAGGUCCUCCACCACAUCAUGGGACAGGAUGGACCCACCACUGGAUACUCCACGUCCCCACUGUAGACCCACCACCCAGCCUGGGUCAGGAGAUGGGGGGGGGGGGAGUUGGAAAAGUAUGGUUUUGUGGGGGAGAAUUUGAAGGGUUUGCAUGAGGGUAGAAAUUGUCAACACCGGAACAGAGCAGAGCAGUAUGUAAGGUUUUCCUAGUCUAAGUACCCCUUGCCAUGGUGGGUUAUCUUUUCAACUGAUUUGUUAAAUCAUGUGUGAAGGUAGUCAGUGAUAAACAAAGUAAAUUGGGAUGUUUUUCCGCAACAACUGAGUAAUUUGAGAGGCUACACAUUUCUGCUGUUUUGGCCCAGCACUGAUCAAGUUGUAGCUGCGUGAAGCGCACAUGUGCCUACAUUUUUGGGGAGUGCAGUCUUGCAUUGCAUAUUUUCUGUUCAUGGCAAUGUCAUAUGCUGAGUCUGUUUUAAGGUAUAUGUUAACCACGUUUUGGACAUCACCUUUGUUUUGCAGUUUGUAGGGACAUGAACAGAUGGCUUGGUGUCCACUUAUCAUGAGGGGUACUUUUAGACUUAGAUUUUGGAAUGCUGGCAAUGGUAAUCUUUAAUCUAAUGAACCCAUCUGAUCACGCUUAUUCUCCAGUGAGUCCAACCCCAUGUAACCUUUGUUUACCCACCCUGGGGGUGCUGUAUUAAGUGGCAUGUAAGCCAGUCUGAGAAGUGGGAGCCACUGGCUCAUUGGAUAGCAAGAAUGUGGGUUAAUUAGACUCAAUUUAACCAUGGCUCAUCCAAGAAUUCUGAAAUCACACUAGAUUAGAAUGACAUGGUUCAAGUUGUAACCAUAAUCAAUACCAUGGGCAAUUUGUUUUCUAAAUUAAUCAUUUAUGUAAAUGUGUAAAGUCUUUAACUUCACUACAUGGCUUAUUUGUCCCAAUGUGAUUCCAUAUUCUUCCCCCCUUGGCACUUUCUUUUUGUCUCAUCGUCUCAUGUGUGCCAGAAACAGAAAGAACACUACAUGUCUGGUGUUGCUUUUUGGAAGUCCGAGCAGAGUUACUUAACUGAAUCUACUUGUUUUUCCAUCCUUGAAUAAAGUAUGUCUGAAUACUGUA
Messenger RNA from Oncorhynchus masou masou (cherry salmon), 4627 nucleotides. Its product is annotated as methylosome protein WDR77-like. NCBI's taxonomy places the organism in Eukaryota, Metazoa, Chordata, Actinopteri, Salmoniformes, Salmonidae. Bases 2842 to 3579 code for a protein of 245 amino acids. Gene Ontology annotation, biological process: oocyte axis specification. Gene Ontology annotation, molecular function: protein binding. The record is from RefSeq and is a predicted model, not a curated record. The transcript has 7 exons. Gene Ontology annotation, cellular component: methylosome.